Messenger RNA from Blepharisma stoltei, 696 nucleotides. Lineage: Eukaryota; Ciliophora; Heterotrichea; Heterotrichida; Blepharismidae. The record is from the annotation of a GenBank genome assembly.
AUGGAUCCUUCUCCGAAUAACGAAUUAGUCCAACUUGCCCCUCUCAAACUUCCUCCACGGCCAGGAAGUCUUGGCUCCAAAGCAUCAAGGAUAAAUAUAAGGUCUGCAACUCACAGUUCUUUUACACAAAGGUCCUCAGCCAACUCACAAAGCCUUUCUCCCUCAGCCUGCCUAACGUCGCUCAGCUCUAACUCAAGCGAAGGAUCUUUUGAGCCUUCGUCAAGCCAAGAUGAACAAAUAAUACCUAAAUCCAAGCGUGGGACUGUAAGAAUCCAAAGUUUGAAAUUAAAUAAAAAUUGCAAGACGAAAUCCGACUCUGAAGAUAGGGUUUCUGAUGAAAAUAAUACUGAUAUCUUUGCAGAACCUCUUCCUAAUAGGAUGAAUUCCUGCGAAGUGUUUUAUAAUGCUUCAGAUUUGAGAAAUUCAAUGAAUGGCUUUAGAAGACCAAAAUCACAAAAACUUGCUAUUUCUAAAAGUGGCUCUGAUUUAAAGGAAAUUUCUGGAAAUCGAUUGAGAAGCUCGAUGGGGGUUGUUGUGAAAAUAAGAGAAGCCCACCAUCGCAUGACUAAUUUUCAAAAUGUCAACAUGAUUCGGCCAUCUUUAGACUCAAUAAAGCCGCCUCUUCCUUCUGCAAGCAAGCUGAAAGCAAAAACUCCAGAAUGCCCCUUUAGUAAAAGUUCGGCUGAUUGGUUUUAA